AUGGCGGAGAACUCUGACAAAGUUCCCAUCGCCCUGGUAGGGCCAGACGACGUCGAGUUCUGCAGUCCUCCGGCGUACGCCGCAGUAACCGUGAAGCCCUCCAGCCCCGCACGGCUGCUCAAGGCCGGAGCUGUGGUCCUCAUUUCGGGGGCGGUGCUGCUGCUCUUCGGGGCCAUCGGGGCCUUCUACUUCUGGAAGGGGAGUGACAAUCACAUUUACAACGUCCAUUACACCAUGAGUAUCAAUGGGAAAUUGCAAGAUGGGUCCAUGGAAAUAGACCCUGGGAACAACUUGGAGACCUUUAAGAUGGGAAGUGGAGCUGAAGAGGCCAUUGAAGUCAAUGAUUUCCAGAAUGGGAUCACCGCAAUCCGUUUCGCUGGAGGAGAGAAGUGCUACAUCAAGGCGCAGCUGAAGGCUCGCGUCCCUGAGGUGGGCGCCAGGGCCAAGCAGAGCAUCGUCUCGGAACUGGAAGGCAAGAUCAUGCCAGUCAAGUAUGAAGAAAAUUCUCUCAUCUGGGUGGCUACAGACCAGCCUGUGAAGGACAGCAGCUUCUUGAGUUCCAAAGUCACAGAACUCUGUGGUGACCUUCCUAUUUUCUGGCUGAAACCAACAUAUCCAAAAGAAAUCCAGAGGGAAAGAAGAGAACUGGUAACACAAAUUGUUACAACUACCACAAGAAGACCACACAGUGGACCACGAGGCAACCCAGGCCCCGGAAGACCAAAUAACAAAACCAGACCCAGUGUUCAGGAGGACUCAGACCCCUUCAAUCCAGACAACCCUUACCACCAGCAGGAAGGGGAAGGCAUGACAUUCGACCCUAGACUGGACCACGAAGGAGUCUGCUGUAUAGAAUGCAGGCGGAGCUACACCCAUUGCCAGAAGAUCUGUGAGCCCCUGGGGGGCUUCUAUCCGUGGCCCUAUAAUUAUCAAGGCUGCCGUUCAGCCUGCAGAGUUAUCAUGCCAUGUAGCUGGUGGGUGGCCCGCAUCUUGGGUAUGGUGUGA
Molossus molossus (Pallas's mastiff bat) is the source of this 1005-nucleotide messenger RNA. It is a transcript of the gene CNMD, whose product is annotated as chondromodulin. The record is from RefSeq and is a predicted model, not a curated record. Lineage: Eukaryota; Metazoa; Chordata; Mammalia; Chiroptera; Molossidae. Bases 1 to 1005 code for a protein of 334 amino acids. Gene Ontology annotation, biological process: negative regulation of angiogenesis; negative regulation of endothelial cell proliferation. The transcript is spliced from 7 exons.